GCCCCACCCCCGGAGCACGCGGCCUCCCCUGAAGCCGGCAGGAGACACCUUCGUCCCCGCCCCUCCGCAGGUCACCUCCCUCCACGCCCCUUUCCCUUGGCCCCGGCAGCCGGCAGGCAGGGAAGUGUCGUAAAGCCCGGCCCAGGAAACUUUACCCGGGGUAACAGCCGAGGCGCUUUACGGCGACGGCGGCAGAGUGGGAGCUUCGGCAGUGGAGGCGGCCGCGGCGGCGGCGGCGGCGGCGGCGGCGGCGGCUGAGGAGGAAGAGGAGUGGCGGCUGUGGCGGCGGGGACCUGUGCGGGGAUGGCGGAGGUACCGCCUGGGCCUAGCAGCCUCCUCCCACCACCGGCACCUCCGGCUCCGGCGGCGGCCGAGCCCCGUUGCCCCUUCCCGGUGGGGGCCGCCCUCGCCUGCUGCAGCGAGGACGAGGAGGACGACGAGGAGCACGAAGGCGGCGGCGGCGGCGGCGGAGGAGGAGGCAGAGGCAGGAGCCCGGCGGGCGGCGAGGCGACGGGCAAGGGGCAUCCGUGCCACCGCUGCCCCUCGCCGCCGCAGGAGCAGCAGCAGCAGCUCAACGGAUUGAUCAGCCCCGAACUGCGGCACCUCCGGGCGGCUGCGUCCCUCAAGAGCAAGGUUCUGAUCGCGGCCGACACCGCCACGACCGCGGCCACCCCCGACGGGGGCCCUAGAGCGACUUCAACAAAAGGAUCCGGGGUCCGCUCGGCCGAGAGCCCCCCUAGCUGCCUCCCCAGUAAUGCCAGAACUGCGCUCCCCAGCCCGGCGGCGGCAGCAACAGCAGCGGCGGCGGGCAACGAGCCCGUGGCGGCCCGCAAUGGACUGGCCGAGGGCACCGAGCCCGAGGAGGAGGAGGAGGAGAAGGAGGAGGAAGAGCAGGUGCGGCUGCUGUCCUCGUCCCUGACCGCCGGCUGCAGCUUAAGAAGCCCCUCGGGCAGGGAGGGCGAGCCCGGGGAGGAUCGGACGAUACGUUACGUCCGAUACGAAUCCGAGCUCCAAAUGCCCGAUAUCAUGAGACUGAUCACCAAAGAUCUGUCUGAACCCUACUCCAUUUAUACCUAUAGAUAUUUUAUCCACAACUGGCCCCAGCUGUGCUUCUUGGCCAUGGUAGGGGAGGAAUGUGUAGGUGCCAUCGUUUGCAAGUUGGAUAUGCACAAAAAGAUGUUCCGCAGAGGUUAUAUAGCCAUGUUAGCCGUGGAUUCCAAAUACAGGAGAAAUGGCAUUGGUACUAACUUGGUUAAGAAAGCUAUAUAUGCCAUGGUUGAAGGAGACUGUGAUGAGGUUGUUUUGGAAACAGAAAUAACAAAUAAGUCUGCAUUGAAACUUUAUGAAAAUCUUGGGUUUGUUCGAGAUAAGAGGCUAUUCAGAUACUAUUUAAAUGGAGUUGAUGCACUGCGACUUAAAUUGUGGCUGCGUUGAGAAAAUGACAUCAAAGAACAUCUUUCCAACAACACAGAGUCAACCUUUGCAUGCAAUGCAAUUUGUACAGAAUUGCUUUGCAGGUGGAUUUAGUAAUUUCCAUGCAGCUCUUAUCUGUCAGUGUCUCAUUGAGUGUCGCACAAUAUUUGUUGCACUUUGGCAUGGCGCAUUUGUUCUGAAUUAAAAGAGAUUGUUUUAAACAGCAAGAGUUCUAUUGGUACCAACAGGAUGUGCCAGUCGAUAGCCAAGAUUUGUUUGUUCAUUUACAAAGUCUGCUGACAAUGUUAUUUACACAGUGGUCAUUUUAUCACAGAACCAGUAAGUGGAACAUGUUUUUUGUUCCUUAAAAGCCAAUGUAGGUUGUAAAAUUCUCUACUAACAUUUCACAUGGAACCUGCCAUAAUUUUCUGAAAGGGGGUGGGGUAAAAGCUUCAAUUUUAGGUUUUAUUUUUUCAAUAUUAAAAUUUCCAUUCUUGAAUAUUGGUACCUCAGUGAUUAGUGAAUGAAAAACUGUAAUGUAGGGUUGGGUGUGUCUUACAAAUGAGUAAAGAUAACCAUUAAAUUGCGUCUGCCAGUGCCUGUGUAGA
This is a messenger RNA of Sorex fumeus (smoky shrew), 2021 nucleotides long. It is a transcript of the gene NAA30, whose product is annotated as N-alpha-acetyltransferase 30, NatC catalytic subunit. Gene Ontology annotation, cellular component: NatC complex. Bases 304 to 1434 code for a protein of 376 amino acids. NCBI's taxonomy places the organism in Eukaryota, Metazoa, Chordata, Mammalia, Eulipotyphla, Soricidae. Gene Ontology annotation, biological process: N-terminal peptidyl-methionine acetylation. Gene Ontology annotation, molecular function: protein-N-terminal amino-acid acetyltransferase activity. The record is from RefSeq and is a predicted model, not a curated record. The transcript has 5 exons.